This is a messenger RNA of Schistosoma spindalis, 6410 nucleotides long. NCBI's taxonomy places the organism in Eukaryota, Metazoa, Platyhelminthes, Trematoda, Strigeidida, Schistosomatidae. The record is from the annotation of a GenBank genome assembly.
AAACAAAAUGAGGUCAGGAGUAGUGGCUAGUUAAAUGAAACCGCUACUUCUGUGUUCACCGAAGUUGUAGUCAUCAUGAACAAGUCAUGCUUAAAUCUUAGUGAAUUCCAUACUGAUCAGUAUAUAGACAUCAAGGAAAGACUUGUGGCUUUGGAGAAGCACUUAUCGGACCCUUUUUCAGAUUGUUAUGUUGAACGUCUUCUUGAUGUGGUUGUGGCAUGCGUCACAGAAUGUACAAAAACUGUGAAAAGUGUGAAAAAUGAGAACAUGUUAGCAUUUUUACAAAGAUUUCUCAAUGUGGCAGUAUGUUUACAGUCAUAUCGUCGUAAACCGGAAGAUUUUUCAUUUAUCAGUUCAUUAGGUCACGGCGCAUUUGGUCGUGUUCAACUUGUUCGUGAAAUUACAACAGGUCGUGUAUGUGCGAUGAAAGUAUUAAAGAAAUCUCGAAUGCUUGCACAACACACAGAUUAUUGGGCUGAAAAAGAAAUUAUGUCACAUGGUGAAAGUCCAUGGAUUGUACAAUUAUAUUAUGCUUAUCAAGAUUUAAAAAAUUUGUAUAUGGUUAUGGAAUAUGUUCCCGGUGGUAAUCUUGUCAGUUGGAUGGAUGAAGUGGAGUUCAUGUCAGAAGCAGCUUGUCGAUUUUAUGCAGCUGAAACAAUUCUUGCUUUAAUUGAUUUACAUGCAAUGGGAUUUAUUCAUCGCGAUUUAAAACCGGACAAUUUAUUAUUAGAUGCUGGUGGUCAUUUAAAACUAGCUGAUUUCGGUACUGCUAUACGUGUUGAUCCGGAAACGUCAUUAAUUCACUGUGAUGCAGCUGUUGGAACACCAGAUUAUCUUAGUCCAGAAGUUCUUUUAUCACAGGGAAUCGGUGGUGGGAGUUAUGGAUUUGAAGUGGAUUGGUGGGCAUUAGGUGUUGUUAUUUAUGAAAUGCUUUAUGGUGUUACACCAUUCUAUUCAGAAACAUUAGUCAAUACUUAUGCUAAUAUUAUGAAUCAUGCAAAUAGUUUGAAAUUCCCUGAAAAUGUUAAUGUUUCCGAUGCUUGUUUGGACUUUAUGAAAAAACUUCUCUGUGAUCGUACUCAAAGACUUGGCAGUCAAGCUCAUUGUUUAUCUGAAGUAUAUAACCAUCCUUGGUUUUCUAUUGACUGGAUUCAAUCUCAACAGACCGAUGGACAUUUAGAUUCUAUGGAUAUAUCAAUUGCUGACUGGACAUGGUCUAAUAUACGUGCUUCUCGUGCACCGUUUCAACCUCAUUUACGUAGUGAAACUGAUACGUCUUAUUUUCAACCAGAAACUGAUGACGAAGAUGAUGAAUUAAUGGUAGAUGGUGAAAAUGUAGCUGAUAAAGGUCCUUCUAAUCAUGGACGAAAUAAUGGGCAUGAUUCACAACUACCAGAUGUAACAAAUAAUAACAAUAAUGGAAAAUGUAAAGAUGCAGAUAGAGGUGAUGACUUUCCCGAAUCAUCUAACAGUGAUCAUAAAUAUUCUGGACGUUGUUCCGAUAGUUUAUUAGAAUUGCCAGGAAGUCAAUUAGCGUUUGCAGGUUUCUCAUUCUCCUCCACUCAUCCGCAUCAUUUGGCUUUGCUGAACGGACUACAUUCAACUCCAUUACGUGGAUCAAAUCUGACAGCAUCAGCAUCAUCAUCAGAUCUACUGAAGAAUGGUGAUAAUAUUAAUAAUAAUAGCAAUAAAUUAGGCUCAGUUCAACUUGAUAAAUCAAUGAAUCAUCAAUUACAAGAAAAUAAAUGUGAUAAUUGUAAAAAUGCUUUCCUGAAAUCUAAUGGUGAUAGCAGUAUUAAUAAUUUGUUAAUAAAUAAUGAAAACGAAAAUGUAAUGGAUUCAUAUAUUGUUAAUCAUGCUAAGUGUGAAUCACAGCUAGCUGGUUUACGAAUACAAUUAGACGAUGCAUUAACAUUGUCGGAUACACAUUUAAAUGAAAUUAGCUCAUUAACUAUGCAAUUAGAACAAGCUAACGCUCGUUAUCAUGAAUUAGAAAAUAAGUUAUCUUUACAAGAAAUUAAUUUCAAAAAAAUCCAUGAGGAAAUGGAAAGGCAACUGGAAAAUGUUCAUGCAGAAGCCGCUAAAAAUCGUUCAUAUUUAGAAGCAGAAAUCAUCAAAUGGAAGUCCCUCGCACAAUCAGAAGAAGCAGCUAGACAGUCGGCCGAAACAGCUGGCAGCAUUGCCGUUGCUGCAGCUACUGCUCAGUUGGCUCGUCGUGCAGUUGAGGUAGUUGAUCGGUUAGGUCGUUCAGGUGCUCGAAAUAAUUUAUCACGUGUAGCAGUAUCACCUAAUGCAGUAGUAACCAGUGAUCCAAGCAAUUUAAUAAACUCAAACUCAAAUCUUGAUUUAAACAACCUAUCAGAUCAGAGUGAUAUUGAUGUGCCGGAAAUAAAUCAAUCAUUAGAUAAUCCGAGGACAGCUACAGAAUUAUUAAUUAAUCGAAUGGAAGAAGUAGCUAAACGUGCACAUCGUGCUGAAAUAGCCACACAAGAAGCAGUUGAUCAAUUAGAAGCAGAAAAGCAUUUUAGUCGUUUAUAUAAAGAAACAUGUGCAGAAAAAACAGAUCAAUUAAAUGAAAAGGUUCGUGAGCUUGAAUUGUUGCAUGAUCGUUAUGCGAAAAGUUGUAAAGCAAAUCAAAGAGCUUGUGAAAAAUAUGAAGCUGCUUUAAGAGCUCUUAAUGAAGAACAACAAAAAUCUGCUCGUUAUCUAGAAGCAGCACAGAAUGCUAAAGAAAGCGCCCAUGCUGCAACUCAACGAGCAGCAUGUGCUAGCAGUGAAGUAGCUCAAUUACGAGUUGAACUUGAACGAAUGACUCAAGCUUAUAGAAAAGAACAAACAAAAUGUACUGCCACUGUAAAUAAAUUAACUGAGGUUAUGUCUGGCAAAAAUCCCGAUACAUUAGAAUUAAUGUGGCUUGCUAGCUUUCAACAACAAGAACAAGAAGCUGGUGGACGAACCGUUAGUCCAUUUUCUCUUGGCUCCAAUUCAGCUCGUAGUAAAGUAGCCAGUUUGAAAGGACUAGGUCAACAGAAACGCAUGACUUUACAAUUAAAUCAACGUCACAAAGAAAAUAAACGUUUAAUAUCUGAAAUUAAUCGAUUGAAUGAUGAAUUAUCUACAUUACGGAAAGAAUACGAAAGCAAAUUACAUUCAAAUGAACUGCAUACAAUGUCAAUGGAAUUAGAAUUGGCUUCGCUUAGAGAGCAGUUGCAUACGAUUUCAAUUACAAAUUCAUUAUCACAACAAGGUAUAGAUAAUAAUGAAUCAAUUAGAUUAUUGCGUCAUCAUAAUCAUCAGAACCAUUCAUCUCAACAGCAAUUAAAUCAAUACUGUCAUCGUAAUAAUACAUCAUUGAAUAAAUCUCUUCUCACUUCUGAUAUCCCUUCUAGUGUAGCGAACAACGAUAAUAAUAAUAUCAUUACAAAUAUACAUAACGAUAAUAGUGAUUGUGAUUUUACAUUAAAUAAAUCAUUCGGUGCAACACGUCCUACUUCUACUAUACCACCAACGCCUCAUUCAUCUGUUUCACAAGAAUCGGUCGUAAAGUAUCCUAUUAUCAAUAAUUGUGGUACUACUACUAAUAAUAAUAACAGUAGUCAUUUAAAACCUUCACUACUUAACAAUACAGGUUCAUUGAAUAACUCUCGUAAUUCUAACGAAAUGUUAUCCUCCUACACAUCGCCUACUAUUGAUGAUCCUUUAGUAAGCGAUUUCAAAUUCUAUGGUAUCCUUGAGGUUGGACCAAAGCGUGGGAAGCGGAAUAAACUACAUUGGGAAUCAUGCUUUGCACAGCUAUCACGGACUCAUUUAAUGUUAUGGGAUAUACCAAAUGAUUUAUGCAAACGUGUACAUGAAUUACAAAAUAAAUAUUUAGUUGUAUCGAAUUUUGUUGCAUCUACAAUCAGUUCAAAUAUAAAUAAUUUAAGUAUACGUUUAGAAAUGCCAUUAAAUUCAUUAUAUCAUGUACGCUCGGUGAAUUCAUGUGAUGUAUGUCAUGAACGUGUUGAAGAUUUGCCCCGGGUUUUUCAAAUUAUCUAUGAUCGUCAGUACUUGAGUAAUAGUACAAAUAUUACUAAUAAGAAUAAUGCUAGUAAUAAUAAUAACAUAUACAUUGGAAGUAUGAAACAAUCUUCAAGUGGUAAUGUAGUUAGUAAUGUUGGUAAAAUGUCAAAUACAAGUCCUUCAGGUGAUUCUGCAUCUCAGCCGCGUAAGUCAAGUUUCGGAUCAUCUGCUCUCUUUUCUACCUCCAGUCCUCAUCCUUCAAGUUCACGCCGUGUUGUACGAACUGACUCGGUGUCUAGUUCUCAUCCACACUCCGUGUCGAAUACGUCCAAUAAACGUUUGAAUCAGAUUGAAAAUUCUACUAUUGAGCAUCAAAUAAAUUCACCAUCGAGUGAGUCACCUCAUAGCGUAGAGUCAAGUACAAUUUACACUAAAGGACAUGUUCUACAACGUAUUCUCUUCAGGUCAUAUGCAACAUGUGAUCUUUGUCAAAAUUCAUGCUCCGGUGUUUUUCAUCCUCCUGUGUCUUAUCAAUGUACAGAUUGCCAGAUUAAAUUACACGCAUGUCAUCUAGAAAAUAAUGAUUACCCUCUACCACAAUGUGCUAAAGCAGUUGGUGUUUGUCUAUUACGUGCAAGCACAGUACAAGAUAAAGAACAAUGGAUGGAGUAUUUAUUAUUAACUAUGAAAACAAUGAAAUCUUUGUCCUCAACACCGAAUAUAACAACUCGCAAAUCUUUCAAUCAAGAGUUAUCAAAUGUGUCAAUGCCAUCUACGAAAUUGCCAUCGUCACCAACGGGACGUUGUAUUCCUGUACAUGGAUGUGGUCCUCUACAAUCUCUAUCACCAAGUGUACCAUCAAGUCCAAGCACAAAUCUGGCUAUACCAAUACGAUUUGUCAAUCUAACACCAUCAUCGGAUCACCAAAUUUCUCACGCUCGUUCAAAAUCUUCAAUUUGUGUUCGUGAUUCACUGAAAGCACGUCCUAUUGAAAAUUCAUCUGUUAAUAAUAGUACUAAUGAUUGUUCAUUAUUAUCACAUCAAUCAUAUAUUCCUACAUUGAUGUCUUAUUCAUUACGUCCAACAUGUACUAUUAAUAAUGAUAAUAAUAAUCCUAGUAAUGGUAAUAUUAGUAGUACAACGACUUCGAUAGAAUCAUCAACACCUUCAACAACGUCACAAUUACCAGGAGUUAACAGUUCUCAUGAACAACAACAAAUGAGUCGGAGCUUCACACUUGGCUUGACAAAAUAUCGAAGUGAAGAUUAUACUGAUUGUUCAGUCAAUGGUAAUAGUAGUAAUCAUCAUUAUCCUGGUGUUGGGGUUCGAUCAAUUUCCAAGAGAGAAAGUCCUAAUUUCCAUAUGAUCAAUAAUAGUAAUCAUCACAAUAGUAAUAGUUAUACUGGUAGUAAUAAUAAUAAUAUUAGUAAAGCAUCAUACGACCUUUCGCCGCCUAUUCUCUCAUCAUUUCAUCAUCAUCAACAAACUAGUUCAAUUGGAUCGAUGGAUUUCACAAGUGGGGGUGGAGGUGGUGAUACGUCUUCGUCAUAAAUCAGCCAACUAUCAUCUGGACAUAUUAUUAUUCAAGUUAGUAACGCAAUUCUCUUUUACUAAUAUAAUAUCGUAUCUAUUUAAAGUAUACUAUGUAGGGUUAUCUUGUUUUUUUUUAAUGUUUGCGGAACUCUUUUUUUCAAUAGAUUAUUCCCUUCAUUAUCGCUAGAGCCAUUCUAAUUACUGUAAAUUGCUAUAGUUUAAGGGUGCACUCAGCAUUUGCUUCUCAAACAACAGUAGUAUCAUCGGAACUUAGUGUUUACAAAAUGAAAUGAAUAUAAAUACUUAUUUCACAGUAGUACAUGUCUGUUUAAUAGAGUAAACGUUGUAUGGGAACAGACAUCUGAUGUCAUUUAAAUUAUGCUCAUUAAUACGUUAGUCCUGACUACGACAAAACAUGCUAUAUGUAGUAGUUUGUUAAUAACCACUAUUCAGAAUGAAAUAAUACUUCUGACAAUUUAUUACGUUGAAAUACAAUGACUGUUGGAGAUUUCACCAUACUACUUUAUUUGGCGAUCUUUUUUUUCGCUUAAUCUCUUUCUCCAAAAUUCGUUUUAUUGUCCUAUGUAUCUGUAUCAUUUUCUGUUCACUAACCUAUAGUCUGUGUUGCUUUUAUUGUUUUUCGAGCUCUUGGUAAUAUAACUUCUUGUUUAGAAACAUAUUUUAGGGGUCCAUAUAUUUCUGCAUUUAUUUUACACCUACAGAUCUAGUUGUUACCAUUAGUAAUCAUCUUUACAUAUAUAUAGCAGUUGUACAUAAUAUUAUGCAUUAAGUUAAAUUUAUCGUUUCUAUUAUGUAUAUAUAAUAGAAAUACUAUUCACUAAGUAUAUAUUCAUAAUUCAUCUACGAAAGUUAAC